Plenodomus lingam JN3 is the source of this 1005-nucleotide messenger RNA. The record is from RefSeq and is a predicted model, not a curated record. NCBI's taxonomy places the organism in Eukaryota, Fungi, Ascomycota, Dothideomycetes, Pleosporales, Leptosphaeriaceae.
AUGGUCUCAGUGCAGGGCGCCAGUGACCCACGAUACCUGGGCUCCACCUCGGGCAUCUCCUUUGCCCGCGUCGUGUUUGCUGCAGUCAAGAGCUCCGUGUCUGGCUCGUCGUCGGAGCGUGGGAGCAAUCGCGGCGGCAAGGCGACCAGCAAUGUGGUCGACAGUGGCACUUCCAUGCGCGACUCGUUCUUUGGCCUGCAGACCAAGCCAUCCAUCCGCCAGGCACCCUUUCCCGACCGCGAGCUGGGUUCGCGUCUUGUUGAGCUCUACUUUGAGCACGCCAACCCGCAGAUCCCAAUCCUACACCGCGGCGAGUUCAUGGACAUGUUUGAGCGUGUGUACACGUCGGGAGAGCGGCAUCGCACAUCACGCGAGUCGUACAUGCUCAACAUUGUGUUUGCCAUAGGCGCCGGCAUCAUACUGGGCAGCUCGGACGCUCAGGAGUCGCCCAACUCCGAUCAUACUCGCUCGCCCAACAGGUCGCGCUCGUCCCCGCCAAGCCACAAGAAGCGGCGAGUGGCAGGCGUCCAGCACCAACCAGAGGAAUACCAUGCGUCAGCGAUUGUGCACCUCGAAAACUUCCUUGGAUCUUCGCCCGCAGCGGACCGGCCCGACGGCUUCGGCGGGGGACUGGAAGAGCUGCAGGCUGUACUCCUUCUGGCCGGUUUUGCGCUACUUCGUCCCGUUGCCCCUGGGCUGUGGUACAUUGUGGGUGUCGCUGUCCGUCUGGCCGUCGACCUGGGUUUACAUUACGAAGACGGUGUAGGCAUUGAUGGGCAUGGCUCGGAGGACCACCCUACUGGGAAGACGGAAUUCAAGACAGAGGCCAAUAAUGGCCAUGGCUCAGCCACGGCUACCAGCACCACUGCGAUGCCCUCCAAGGUGGAUGCAAAGGAACGAGGCCGCAGACAGUGGGUCAGAGAUUUACGCCGGCGUCUGUGGUGGUGCGUUUAUUCGCUGGACCGUCUUGUGAGCACUUGUGUUGGCAGGCCUUUUGUAAGUUAA